This is a messenger RNA of Maniola jurtina (meadow brown), 1435 nucleotides long. RefSeq names its product heme oxygenase 1 (gene Ho). Lineage: Eukaryota; Metazoa; Arthropoda; Insecta; Lepidoptera; Nymphalidae. The transcript has 4 exons. The coding region runs from base 148 to 882 and encodes 244 amino acids. The record is from RefSeq and is a predicted model, not a curated record. Gene Ontology annotation, biological process: heme oxidation. Gene Ontology annotation, molecular function: heme oxygenase (decyclizing) activity.
GCUUUUUUGUUGAAACUUGAAAUUGCUUGAUUUAUGAAUCUGUGUGAUGAAAGAUCAUUUUUGUGGCCUUUGUGGGGAAUUCUAUUGUUAUAAAAAUUAUAAUAAUUCAUUGAAUAGAAUCUUUUGAGACCUUUCAUCUUUAUCAAGAUGUCUGACAACGAGGAGUUAUUUACGACGCGUAUGAGAAAAGCGACGAGGAAAAUUCAUUCAGUGAGCGACGCCCUAAUAAAUGCGAAAUUCGCCUUUUCUCUAAGGGAUGAAACAGUCUGGAGUGGAGGGCUAUUCAUCUUUUACCACAUCUUUGCUUUCUUAGAAGACGCCAAGAACAGAUUAAAUAUGCCAGACUUUGACAAACUUUUUGUAAACAAAAUUUUAUUCAGAAAACAAGCAUUUGAAGAGGAUCUAUGCCACUACUUGGGUGCAAAUUGGCAAGCAUUACCUAAAUCCAAUGCUCUAGAGAAUUAUCUUGAACACUUGCAAAACCUUGAGCGUGAAAAUCCACAGCUGUUGAUGGCUUAUGUCUACCAUCUCUACCUUGGCUUGCUGAGUGGUGGGCAGAUUCUAGCUAAGAAGAGAAAUGUAUUUGGUGAAAAUAAUCAUGAUCAAGUGAAGUACAUCGACAAAGUAACAGAUUUUACAGGAGUUGAUAUACCACAAUUGAAGAAAGAUUUCCGACAAGCUAUGAAUGAAAUUGCAAGCAAAAUGUCUGAAGAUGAGAAACAGGCAUUAAUUGAAGAGAGCAAUCAAGUGUUUCUGAUGAACAAUUUGAUUGUUAAUUCAGUUGGUGGACAGAACCAAGUUCUCUGCAAUAUGUUAUAUAAAACUUCAGCAGUGCUUUUAGUUGUCGCUGGUGUUGUAUUGGCUUAUAGAUGGUAUAAGUGAGUUGUAUGUAAAGUUGUGCAUUAAAUUAAUAUAGCUAGGUAUCCACUAUGUUCAACUACCAGCUCUAGUGUAUAUGUGCAACCACGUCAAUCUAUUAUACUAAUAAUAUUAUAAAAGUAUAAUUUUUUAGUUAUACAAACUAGAUAGGCAUGUAUCUCCAUAACUGAUAUUAUCUAAUUCUGAUAGUUCUUACACUUACAGAUAACUACAUUAACCUCUGGCAAUAUAUUGUAAUUUAUAAAUUAAACUUUUCCACAAAUUAAAUUAUUAAAUAUUGUGGAAAGCCACAGGCUAAUGCUGCAGAUAUUAUAAUUUCCAUUGGCACUAUUUUCACCUCCUCUAACUUUUGACAAGGUGUGAGUUUGGAUACUAAUUGAGCAUGUGUACAUGUCCAGUGUCCACUCUGUCUUUAAGUUUGGUGUGCGGGCGACAGAUCACAAAGUCGCGUUAAGCAAUGAGAGGCAUAGUAUGACGUAAGAUGAUCGCCAACCAAACACGGACACUACACAGUAUGUGUUCAGUCAGUCGUCACUGUUAUAUCACGCGACCGUGU